AUGGCUAUCUACGCGUAUCAAGUACCUAAUACACUUCAACAGUCUCACACACACAAGAAGGCGGCCCAGCAACAUGAAGAUUUUGUCACCGUCCAAGUCACGCUGCGCAUUCCUCCUACCCUGCUGAACAACGUUAAGGGCGCCCAUAGCUUUGUUAUCGACAUCACUCCUGGCGAGGAGCGCCACCCGGAGCACGAGGCGUUGGCUACUGUCGCCGAUGCUGCUACCAACAAUGUUGUGACCACCACCACCAUCCACAUCCCUCUCGCUAUCUCCUCGGGUCAGGAGAAGCCAACAACAGCAGCAGCAACGGAGAAGAACGCUAACCCGCAGCAGGGGCAGAGAAUUCGUGCUGCUGAGGAAGAAGAGCAACAUGUAGAUCUCUUCGAUGACGAGUUCCUGAGCCUCGUAGACGAAUUCAACAGUAUCGUCGGUCCUGGCAUGGAGGGUCACAGCGCGGAUGCCGACGGUGAUGAUACCUUUGCGGCCGAUUGUUUCUUCCAUGGCGAUGAUCUGUUGGGAGACUAUUUGGUCAAAAGCGCUGGCAGUGGCAACCAUGCGGGUUCUGGUGAGGACCGUCUCGACAUCCAACUCCAAGAGGGCAGUAUCGCCAACGCCAACAAGAGAAAGAGAAACGACAUGGAUGAUGAUGAUGACAAGAUUGAGGAGGAGGAGGAGGAGGAGGACAAGGACGAGCGCCGCCCUUCUCAGCAAGCUCGGGUGGAUUGGGAUUAUGAAGCGCAUCUGGAGAUGUUCGGAGAAAACUAUUGGGAGGAUUGA
Molecule: messenger RNA, 780 nt
Organism: Sordaria macrospora k-hell
Lineage: Eukaryota; Fungi; Ascomycota; Sordariomycetes; Sordariales; Sordariaceae
Source: RefSeq, a predicted model, not a curated record